Messenger RNA from Cheilinus undulatus (humphead wrasse), 3115 nucleotides. RefSeq names its product metabotropic glutamate receptor 7 (gene grm7). The coding region runs from base 375 to 3101 and encodes 908 amino acids. Gene Ontology annotation, molecular function: group III metabotropic glutamate receptor activity. The record is from RefSeq and is a predicted model, not a curated record. The transcript is spliced from 10 exons. Gene Ontology annotation, cellular component: membrane. Gene Ontology annotation, biological process: G protein-coupled glutamate receptor signaling pathway; regulation of synaptic transmission, glutamatergic. Lineage: Eukaryota; Metazoa; Chordata; Actinopteri; Labriformes; Labridae.
GCCAUUAGUAUUGAUUAUUGUGACUGUGAUGACUGCGUGAGGAAUGACAUCAGAGAGGAGCGUGGGCUGCGGGGUCCUUCACCGAAUGUCGGGAUAAGCUACCGGAGUUGAUUCUGGUCUCCGCGUCUCUGCGCGGAUCCUGCGCGGAUCCGUGGAUCUGCGGGUGAAUUCUUCCUCUCCUCGGGAUGGAUGCUCGAGCAACAAGCGAGCAGCGGCAGCGUCUCUGCGCACCGUUCCCACGGAGAGCCUGAGUGGGUUCACAGCAGUCUCCGCUUCUCUCAGGAUGAACUCGGCUCUCGGAUUCAUCAAAGUCUCCUAAAAAGUGCCUCGCGCCUUUCCGUGAUUCUCCGUGGGGUGUCUGUGAUUGUGCCACCAUGGGCUCCAGCCCCCCCAAACCCUGCCCAGCUCUGGCUCCGUGGAUUCUGUGGAUUUUGUGGAUGCUUCUCGUGGAUUUUACGCGCUCUCAGGAGAUUUACGCGCCGCACUCCAUCCGCGUGGAGGGCGACGUGACGCUGGGGGGGCUCUUCCCGGUGCACGCGCGGGGGCUCCCGGGGAUGCCGUGCGGGGACAUCAAGAAGGAGAACGGCAUCCACCGGCUGGAGGCGAUGAUGUACGCGCUGGACCAGAUCAACGGGGACGAAGAGCUGCUGCCUAACGUCACGCUGGGCGCGCGGGUCCUGGACACGUGCUCGCGGGACACGUACGCCCUGGAGCAGUCCCUGACGUUCGUGCAGGCGCUGAUCCAGAAGGACACGUCGGACGUCAGGUGUACUAACGGGGAGCCGCCGGUGUUCGUGAAGCCGGAGAAAGUUGUGGGAGUGAUCGGAGCGUCGGCCAGCUCCGUGUCCAUCAUGGUGGCCAACAUCCUGCGGCUCUUCCAGAUUCCUCAGAUCAGCUACGCCUCCACGGCCCCGGAGCUGAGCGACGACCGGCGGUACGACUUCUUCUCCCGGGUGGUACCUCCGGACAGUUUCCAGGCUCAGGCCAUGGUGGAUAUCGUAAAGACGAUGGGAUGGAACUACGUCUCCACUGUGGCGUCCGAGGGCAGCUACGGGGAGAAGGGGGUGGACGCCUUCAUGCAGCUCUCCAGGGAAGCAGGUGGGAUCUGUAUCGCCCAGUCUCUGAAGAUCCCUCACGACCACAAACCCUCAGACUUCGAUAAGAUCAUCAACCUGCUGCUGGACACCCGCUACGCCCGCGCCGUCAUCCUGUUCGCCUCCGAUGAGGAUAUCAGGGGAAUCCUGAACGCCAGCAAGCGAGCCGACCAGGUGGGUCACUUCCUGUGGAUAGGCUCUGACAGCUGGGGGGCCAAAAACAGUCCCAUCCACCAGCUGGAGGACGCCGCUGUGGGUGCCAUCACCAUCCUGCCCAAGAGAGCCACCAUCAGCGGGUUCGAUGCCUACUUCACAUCCAGGACUCUGGAGAACAACCGCAGGAACGUCUGGUUUGCCGAGUACUGGGAGGAGAACUUCAACUGUAAACUGAUGAGUUCAUCUAAGAAGGACGAGAGCAGCAGGAAGUGCACAGGUCAGGAGCGCAUCGGCAUCGACUCAAAGUACGAGCAGGAGGGAAAGGUCCAGUUUGUGAUCGACGCCGUGUACGCCAUGGCCCACGCCCUCCACAACAUGCAGAGAGAGAUGUGCCCGGAAAACUCGGGCAUCUGCCCGGAGAUGGAGCUGGCCGGAGGGAAGAAACUGCUGAAGUACAUCCGCAGCGUCAGCUUCAACGGAAGUGCCGGUACUGCGGUGACGUUUAACCGAAAUGGCGACGCUCCUGGACGCUACGACCUGUUUCAGUACCAGUGGAACAACGCCACCGGGCCGGGGUACAGAGUGAUCGGACAGUGGAUGGAGAGCCUGCAGCUCAAUAUCGAGGACAUGCAGUGGCCUCGGGGGGAGCAGGACAUCCCCACGUCCGUGUGCAGCCUUCCCUGCCGGACCGGAGAGAGGAAGAAGGUGGUCAAAGGCAUGCCGUGCUGCUGGCACUGUGAACCCUGCGACGGCUACCAGUACCGGUCUGACGAGUUCUCCUGUAAACUCUGUCCCUACAACAUGAGGCCCAACGCCAACCGCACGCUCUGCCAGCCCAUACCCAUCAUCAAACUGGAGUGGCACUCGCCCUGGGCCGUCAUUCCCGUUUUCCUGGCCAUGCUCGGGAUCAUCGCGACCAUCGGCGUCAUGGCUACUUUCAUCCGGUACAACGACACGCCGAUAGUCCGAGCGUCGGGCCGAGAGCUGAGCUACGUCCUCCUGACGGGGAUAUUUUUAUGUUACAUCAUUACGUUCCUCAUGAUCGCUAAGCCAGAUGUGGGCGUGUGCUCCUUCAGGCGGAUUUUCCUCGGUCUGGGUAUGUGCAUCAGCUACGCCGCUCUCCUCACCAAAACCAACCGCAUCUACCGGAUCUUUGAGCAGGGGAAGAAGUCGGUGACGGCGCCCAGGCUGAUCAGCCCCACCUCACAGCUGGCCAUCACCUCCAGCCUCAUCUCAGUGCAGCUGCUGGGGGUCUUCAUCUGGUUCGUGGUGGAUCCGCCCAACACCAUCAUCGACUAUGACGAGCAGAAGACCUUUAACCCGGAUCUAGCUCGAGGAGUGUUGAAAUGCGACAUCACGGAUCUUCAGAUUAUCUGUUCGUUGGGAUACAGUAUCUUAUUGAUGGUGACAUGUACUGUUUACGCCAUAAAGACUCGCGGCGUGCCCGAGAAUUUUAACGAGGCCAAGCCCAUCGGGUUCACCAUGUACACCACCUGCAUCGUGUGGCUGGCCUUUAUACCCAUCUUCUUUGGCACGGCUCAGUCUGCAGAAAAGCUCUACAUCCAGACGACCACGCUGACCAUCUCCAUGAACUUGAGCGCGUCCGUGGCUCUGGGGAUGCUCUACAUGCCCAAAGUCUACGUCAUCAUCUUCCACCCGGAGCUCAACGUCCAGAAGAGGAAACGCUCCUUUAAAGCCGUGGUCACGGCCGCCACCAUGUCGUCCCGACUCUCCCACAAAGCCAGCGACAGACCCAACGGAGAAGCCAAGACGGAGCUGUGUGAGAACGUCGACCCUAACAGUCCAGCAGCUAAGCAGAAACACGUGAGCUACACCGACCUUGCGAUCUAACAGCGUUCCUCCAU